GUUUUUCAAAAUUUUAAAUUCCAUAUACAAACAUCACACACACAGACAUAAUUGGAACACAAAUGUUUGGCUAAACCCAGUGCAGUAAAUUGAGAUUAACGGCAGUAUGGCAUCCAAGCAGCCCACCACUCAGCAAUUGGCGUAUCUCGAUGAGCUGAAGCAGCGUCUGAAAGAGUUGCGCAUGCGUCAGGAAACUUUCAUGGAGCAGACGGCCGAAAUGUUGCGGGACAUAAGCACGGCGAGUCCGUUGGCGGUGGGGCCAACAGUAGUGGUGGUAGCGGCGCCGCCAGCUGCACAGGUGCAGGUGCCAACUGUUGUGGUCGAUACGGGCGAACGCGUUGGCAGCAUUAAGCAGUUGAUACAACGCUUUGAGGAUUUGCGGCAGUCAUCGAAACAGUUUAGUGAUCUGCAGAUGCCGGAGGAGCUGGUGGGCGUCGAUGUGCGCAAACUGCUGAAAGAUUAUGAGCGACUGAUACUCGAGGGAAAUGUAUUGCAAAAGUCCUGGUCCAUGCUAAAGAAAACUACGGAAAGCUGUGCGCGUCAGAAGUCCAUACCUGAAAAACGUUGCGGACGUUCAAAAAUCAAGUCGAAGCAGUCAGUCAAGUCAAUUCACGAACAAGAUUACGAUACAGAUAUUGAAGACUAUUAUUUUUUAAAGAAACGUAGCACAGCUCAAGUCACUGGCCAUCGUAAUCGCAAUCGAUUUGGCGCAAUGUUUCACUUUGCCAUUCGCUUCAAUCCGCUAAAGAAAUGCAUGAGAAAUAACCAAAAAGCUGCUUGAGUGAAAUACUUGCCGUUAAUUAAAACACCAGCAAUAGUUUAAAUGCAUCUUCAAAUUCCGUUAAAUGCAAUAAAAAUAUAAAAAA
Molecule: messenger RNA, 866 nt
Organism: Drosophila busckii
Lineage: Eukaryota; Metazoa; Arthropoda; Insecta; Diptera; Drosophilidae
Exons: 3
Coding region: 107-781 (224 amino acids)
Source: RefSeq, a predicted model, not a curated record